This is a messenger RNA of Nicotiana tabacum (common tobacco), 6098 nucleotides long. RefSeq names its product LEAF RUST 10 DISEASE-RESISTANCE LOCUS RECEPTOR-LIKE PROTEIN KINASE-like 1.2. NCBI's taxonomy places the organism in Eukaryota, Viridiplantae, Streptophyta, Magnoliopsida, Solanales, Solanaceae. The record is from RefSeq and is a predicted model, not a curated record. Gene Ontology annotation, molecular function: protein kinase activity; polysaccharide binding; ATP binding. Gene Ontology annotation, biological process: protein phosphorylation.
CAUGUCCAAACACAACUUAAACUUUCAAAAAUUAUUUUUCAACACAACUUCAAAAACUCUUUUUUUAAAUUUUAACCAAAUUUAUAUUCAAACGCUAGCUAAGUUCCAAACCUAGAACCUUAAUUUGGAAACUGCAAGUUCUACUCCUUUCUUCCUAAUUUAUUUGACACUUUUAGCUUAUCAAAAGCUGUCAAAUCUAAAUCACCCUAAAAUAAUUAAUUAUAUUUAAAAAUAUAAUAUUUAAAAAUACACAAAAGUACUGCUAUAUAUUGCAAUUCUCCUAAUAUCAAAAUGGUGGUAAAUACGUUGUAAAAUGUGGGCAACGCUCAGGCUGUUUGAAUCUUGUGAAACUACAAACAGAUAAAUUCAAUGAAAUCUCAUAAACCGAGAAAGGUAAACUUUCUCUCACAAAUGCAUGUCCAAAAUUUCCUCUUCCUCUACGCCACCUCAUUCUCACCAUCAUAUUCUUUUUUGAUUACUUCCUCAUCAUGCUGUGGCAAAAAAUAUGAAUGGCACUCCAUUUAUAAUUGCUCCUAUAGUCAUAUGAUAAUUCGAUGUAAAUAUGUUUUAGCUCUUUCGUUUGUUUCCCAUUUAAUUUUUGUACUUUUGCUGGACCGUUAACAAAUAUAAUUCAUUAUUUGUAAUGUUUUGUACUUGUUAGUCGUCUAGCUCUUCAUAGGUCCACCACAAAGUGCAUUUCUCUAACCCGUACCAAAAACUGUUUACAUCUGGUAGCUGAAAAAGUAUAUAGAAUAUGUAUAUUUCGUUUGUAUAUAAUAUAAAAUAUAUAUAAGAGUGACUAUACAAUGUCAUUUUUUCAACUAGGUAAAAAGGGACGAGGUCAAUGUAGGCCUUAAAUCUAAUAGCCCAUUAGAGACUGCCAAAAGGCUAGCCCAAAUAAUAAGGUAAGAGUUGGAGACCACCCAGCGUAAGCCCAUUUAAGCGAUGCCCGUUUCAAUACCAUAAACCUAGAUAGCAUUUCCCGGUAAUAGGCAAGGGGGGAGUGCAGACAUACUCAUUUUUUGGGCCAUUAUUGAACUUAUAAUUGCGUUGCACAAUUUUUUUUGUUUUUUUUACCCACCUUGGAACAGACUUCAUAUGUCGCUCCUAAGUUCCAAAAAUUCGAAAAAUUCGGGUAGUUUUCGCGUCUGAAGUUAUACUCGUGACAGUGCAACUUCAGACGCAAAGUUAUAAUUUUCAAUUAAUGUUCGCGUUUAAAGUUCUUUCCUCAGCGGCGAAGGAGGAGGAGGAGUCGGCUUUGUCCGAAGUUAUCUUACUUUGAGUGCUAAUUAUUUAAAAAAAAGAAGUUAAGUACAGGUUAAAUAGGGGCGACUCUAGUAAAGAAAAAUAGGGGUGACUAAAUUAGGUGUCCCGUGGAAUUUUUAUUGGGAAAAAGUUCAAAAAAUUUCAUCGGGUGUCCUCUUAUUGGUUAUUACUUUUCCGGCCCGUUAAAUUUUAACAAAUAUAAAUAUCGGCAAAACUUGUGCUCCUCCUCCUCUUUUUCCCCCUCCUUCUCCCUUCUUUGCCGUCUUCUUCACAUAUAUUGUGAAAACUUGAAGACUCAUUGCUUAUUUGUUGUCAAUUUGGUGAAGAAACUUGAACAUUAUUAAUAGAUUUUUUGAGCUUAAAUGUUGAAGAAGGAAGCGUAAGUUUAUUGCUAUUUGAAGGUCUAGGAUUAAUCCAACCAUUGGGAAUUGUUAGGAUUAGUAAUAGAAUAUUGAACAUCAAAUUUGGAAUCAUUUAGAAUUUAUGGACCAGUUGGAUCAAUUUUGAAGCAUAAUAUUAUGACCGAAAAAAUCAGGUGUCAUGCGGGAGCUAGUAAAGCAAGCCUUGAACAACGAUAAAUUCAAUAACAAAAGAUAAAUAUAUCAAAAGAGACAAACAUUUAGCGUGGUUCAGUCAAUUGACCUACGUCAACGGGCGGAGAUGAGCAAUUCACUGUAAUAAAAGAGAAUACAAAAUAUUGAGAAAAUAAUCUCACGAAUAGGCAAAUAUAAGUGACACACUAACACUUGUCCCCUAAAGUUCUCCCCCUAAACACGACUCUCAAACCUCAUAUGGCUACACUGUAGAUGCUACUGAAUGAGAAGGAAAGAUCCUCAAUUUAUAGAAGUCCAAACAUUUUCCUACAAGAAAAGGGACUCGCCAAAUGGGAGAUUUAUGUUUUCUUCUAAGAAUAAGAAAACCCAAUUAAGGUAAACAUGUUUCUCUUUCCUUCAAGAGGUAGGAAACCCAAAAUAUGAUAAGAAAAUUAGGAUAACUCCUAACGUGAAAUUUCUUAGAAACUUCUUGUGAUUCGUUAGCAAUUGUGAGUAAUUUGUCCCAAAUUUACGAUACAAUUUCGACUAAAGUCCUGCCAAUCUGCCAAGACUUAUAGCAAGCCUAUCAAUCAUAAACUCUGGGUGUUCCAUCAGAUUCUGUGAAUAAUUUAUUUUAAAGUUACGAUACAAUUUAUACCAAACUUUUGAUGAAUUGUCAGGCCUUUUGGCAAGUCCAUCUAUUAGAAAAUCCUGCUGAUUCACUAGGACAUUUUGUACAAAAGUUUCACUACGGUCAAAACCUAUCGCUGUCAACCGACUUCGAUCGGUUAAAAAAUCAGCCGUCGAUUUUUUAAAAUAUUUUAUUUUUUAAAUUCUUUUACGAUGCCUUAUUUUUGGCACAAAAUGCGGGAAAUUAUAUUUUACAUCCCGCGAAAUUUAUUUUUCAAGAAAUCGAUCAACUUUGAUUGGUUUUUCAUUUAAAAUAAAUUAAUAUUAAUAUUCAAAAAACCGACCGAAAACUGUCAGUUAUUUCGGCCGGUCAUUUUAAAAUACCAACCGAAUUCGAUCAGUAAUUUUAUUUUUUUAAUAGAAUUUGAUCGUUUGUGAAAUUUAAUUGACUGAUCGAAAUCGGCGGUCGAAAAAUAUCUACCGAAAUAGCUCAUUUAGCGUUACAUGUCGCCAUCGAUAUUUCCUUUAAGAUAGUUAGUCCUUAAAAGGGAAUGUGAACAUGGUGACUAAACAGAAGUUAGAGUACUCUUUUUUCCUCCUCAUUUCUUCACUUUCGGUUCAACCAACUCAAUUUAGAAACCUAAGGUCCUACACUCAAUCUAAACUCAAAUCAUUUUAUCCCCACAUUGCUCAAAUCUCAAUUUUUCCAAUCUCCCUUUUCCUUAUACUAAUAUUUUAACUAUAUCUUGACUUACUUAAAAAGUAGUAGUUGGAAUUUGACGUCAGCUAAUAGUAAGACUUGCAUCUUUUGUUAUUUGCUUCUACAUAAUGCAAUUACUAUGUUUUACUUUCACACCUGAAUUUCAUUUUAACCUGACUUCACGACUCAGGCUUUUCUAUUGUUGGUGUUAAGUUAAUACAGAAGUUUUCGUGUAUCAACACAAAUAUUCAUGGUUUGCUUGUCAACAUUUAAUUUAAGUUAUUGAUCAAUGCAUAGUUACUUGUAAUUACCUUUUAAAUAACCUGAUAAUUUAAAUAUUUCUUACACUCUCAGUCCAUAAAAUUUAAACUCAUCUCCAUGACUACACAAUAACAUUUUAACGCGUCCCAAUUUGAUGGAUUACUUGGCCUUAAAGACUUAACAAAAACUGGAAUGUAACAACAACCUUAAAGUGGUCAGAAAUGAAAUAUAACAACCCAAUCAUUGUAUUAUACUGGACUGGAGUCAAGUCAAUAAUAACUGUGUAGCUGGGGAUGGGGACCACUUUUUUUUUUUUUUAUAGUUGCUUCAAGUUUUAAAACAUAGGUUGUCUUCAUUGGGCAACAAGGUACUAAUUGUCAAACUCUCACAAUUAUUUAAUCAAACCAAAACAAAGACAAGUUUGAAAUAUUUGAUUUAUAAAAGAUAAAUUACACCAAUUGCUUACAACUAUAAUCCUAAUGCUUUCCUCUAUACCAAAAUACUUUGUCCUGUUCCUCCUUCUCCCUUUGCUCUUUCUUCUUGUUUUAGACAUAAUAUGAACCUUCAAAGCCUAUUCAUGGUCAAGAAAUCUGUUUCUGUUCUUGUCAUUGCUAUUCUUUUCAUUACCUUAGCAGAUGACACUCUCUCUAUAUACCUCAAUUCUACUGCUUGUAUUACACAUAGUUGUGGUAAUGGAGUUAAGAUAUCAUACCCCUUUUGGAUUCCUGAGAAACAACCACCUUAUUGUGGCUUACCAGCUUAUAAUGUCGCCUGCAAUAAGGAUAAGUCACUUCUUCAUAUUUCUGGAGAUGAAUUUAUCAUUAAAGAAGUGUUUUACACAAACAACUCAAUUCUCCUAGCUAAAGCAGAUGUGUUUGAUGAAAACAACAAAUGUCCAGUACCAACACAUAAUUUUAGCCUCAGGGGUACUCCGUUUCGCUCAGGGCCUAACACUGCAGAUCUCUUCUUCUUCUAUGAAUGUACUCAACCUUAUGAAAGGGAGACAUAUGCUGUUAAUUGUGCCAGCAAUGCCACUCAUCAUUCUUUUGCUGUUUUCCAUACUGAGCUUUUGGAGCACUCUAACUAUUCAGUCGAAUCGUGUCAAGAUCCUGUUUAUGCCCUUGUUGAGACUGAUUCUUUAGAUAGAUUGCUAAAAAUGAAUUACAUGCAAGUUCUGCAAAAGGGAUUCUUUCUACAAUGGGAUGGGACUAAUUGUAGAGAUUGCCAGCAUAGUGGAGGGCACUGUGGUGUUCAAAACAAUGAAUUUAUUUGCAUUUGCAAAGACCAACCCCAACAAAGGACUUGCCUUCAUGGAAGAAACAAAAUCGGAUUGAAGGUUGGCAUAGGAGUUGGUGCAGCUGCAUUUACUGCUUUGAUGGCAGGUGUAAUUUUUCUUUUCUAUCGUCGUAGACAGAAGAAACUUUAUGCUGGUUCGUCCUUGUUCUCGACAAGCAUUCUCUCCUAUCCCUCCUCAACAAAAGAUCCCGAAAAGGCUACUAGCUUAAUCGGAGUUCACCUCUUUGAUUACAACGAACUAGAUGAAGCCACUAACAAUUUUGAUUCCAAGAAAGAGCUUGGAGAUGGUGGAUAUGGCACAGUAUACAAAGGUAAACUUCGAGAUGGGCGUGUUGUUGCUGUAAAACGUUUAUAUGAAAACAACUGCAGGAGGGUUGAGCAAUUCAUGAAUGAAAUUGAUAUCUUAACACGGUUGCAUCAUCCAAAUCUAGUCACCCUUUACGGAUGCACAUCUCGCCAUUCCAGGGAGCUUCUACUUGUUUAUGAAUACAUUUCCAAUGGAACAGUUGCUGAUCAUCUACAUGGUGUACAUUCAAAGCCUGGAUCGCUUGCUUGGAAUACACGAAUGAAGAUUUCCUUAGAAACAGCAAGUGCAUUAGCCUAUCUCCAUGCUUCAGAUGUCAUUCACAGAGAUGUAAAAACUAACAAUAUCCUCUUAGACAGCAAUUUCUGUGUUAAAGUAGCAGAUUUUGGCUUGUCUCGGCUUUUUCCAUCGGAUGUUACACAUGUCUCAACAGCUCCACAGGGUACUCCUGGAUAUGUUGAUCCCGAGUACCACGAGUGCUAUCAGCUCACUGACAAAAGUGAUGUUUAUAGUUUCGGAGUGGUACUAAUUGAACUUAUAUCAUCACUGCCUGCUGUUGAUAUCUGUAGGCACCGACAUGAAAUAAAUUUGUCGAAUAUGGCCAUUAACAAGAUUCAAGGCAAUGCAUUACAGGAGUUGGUGGAUUCAAAUCUUGGGUUUGACACUGAUGACAAAGUAAGGUCAAUGGUUACUGCAGUGGCGGAGUUGGCAUUUCAGUGUCUGCAGAGUGAUAGGGAAUUGAGACCGUCUAUGCAGGAAGUCGUGGAGGCGCUGCUGAGAAUUCAGAGAAUUAAUAACACAACAGGGAAAACAGAUAAGGGAUGUCCUGAUGAUGAUACAGGGUUGUUGAAUAGUAUCACGUUAUUAGUAUCACCUGAUUCAGUUACUACAAAAUGGAGUAGCAGUCAAACGACACCCAAUGCCAGUACCUAGUUUUUGCUCACAUUGCAAGUUUUCUGCUGUUCUCUAGGGUGGUACUUGAGCACCUGCUAUGUUGGUUGCCAAAACCUGAAUUUCAUAAACUUUGAUUACCUUGGUUUUCUAUGUGAAGUAGAAUGUAUAUAUUUCAGUGCAGCUCGUUUAAUUUGACAUUUCUUAUUCGAUUUCA